AUGGAAGUCAUCCAAAAGAACGAGGCAUUCAAAAGGACUGAUGGCAAAAUGCAAUUUUCCUACGUCCAGGUUUUUGUCCGACAAGAUGGCAUAUUAUAUUCCGGAAAAUGGACGAAUCGAUUCGAUUCACCAAAGACGCUAGACGAUCUCCAAGAUCUCAAGAAAAUACCAACCGAGGAUAGAGGCCCAAAAGUGAAAGCCGCUUGGUCAGCGAUUUAUAUAAAAACACCAAGUCUCCUUGCAUAUAUCGAAAGAAAUCUUGAAAAGCGAAUCACUCGCGAAAUCGAAACAUGCGAAAUUCUUCGCAAGAACCCUCAUCCCAAUAUCGCGACCUACUAUGGCUAUCAUGAUACUCACGGUCGAGUCUCUGGGUUAUGUUUCAAACGAUAUAACUCGACACUACUUGAAGUAGUCAAUCCUCAGCGCCUAGGCAAGGUUGCUUUCCUUUCAAGUGCGCGCGAACUAGUGAAAGUGAAAGCAGAUAUAGAAAGUGGCCUAGAAGGAAUUUUGGCCGCUAUCAAACAUCUUCAUUCUCUCGGACUUGUUCAUAAUGAUAUCAACCCUGCAAAUAUCAUGCUCGAUGAUGAUGGUACGUUUAUUCUCAUCGAUUUCGAUAGCUGUCGAUCUAUUGGGGAGUCGUUGCGUAACACCGAAACAAAAAGAACCCACCACUGGCAUGAUCCUACUGUUGAUAUUUCGCUUGAGAAGAACGACCUUGAUGCUUUCAGAGAUCUACAAAUUUGGUUGACUGGUUCGACGGAUGAGAAAUUUGUUUUUGAAUGA
This is a messenger RNA of Penicillium griseofulvum, 783 nucleotides long. RefSeq lists its product as uncharacterized. Gene Ontology annotation, molecular function: protein kinase activity; ATP binding. The record is from RefSeq and is a predicted model, not a curated record. Lineage: Eukaryota; Fungi; Ascomycota; Eurotiomycetes; Eurotiales; Aspergillaceae. The transcript has a single exon. The coding region runs from base 1 to 783 and encodes 260 amino acids. Gene Ontology annotation, biological process: protein phosphorylation.